CCGCAUCUUUUUGCGUUUCUGCCACCAUCAUUCCAUCGUAACAAUUGUCUCUGGCUCCUCAGUUAUAAGCCAAUCCAGCCAGCCAAAAGCUUUUUGUGUAGCUUCUCAGGCUUCAUUGCCAUAUUCCAUCAUAUUGAGCUUCGUCAACUCUUUUUGAAGGCCUCUAACCGUAGCAGCGCUUUACUGGCUACUACCGCUCGUCGAAACAUGCAUGUCUCACCAGUUCUCUCAUCUCCUCCCCUUGAUCCGGUCACUCGGCCACAUUUGCUGGCCGAGUUCACCAUGAAGGACAAGGUCGUUGUAAUCAGUGGCGGUGGAAGAGGAUUGGGCCUGGUACAGGCCGAAGCACUUCUUGAAGCAGGUGCCGUUGUGCACUGCAUUGACAGACUGCCCGAUCCUACCUCAGAUCCAGAGUCGGAGUUCUCUCGUGUAGCCAAGCGCGCCAAAGAAGAGUUGAACACCAGUCUGACAUACCACGAGCUGGAUAUUCGUAACGUGCCUGAAUUGAACAACAUCUUCAGAGGCAUUGCAGAUGAGAGAGGUCGUUUGGACGGCUGCCUUGCUGCCGCUGGAAUCAACUAUGAGAGCCCGGCUCUCGACUACACUCCCGAAGAGUCUGAUCGCAUGAUGAGCAUCAAUGUCUCGGGCGCUUUCAUGACUGCUCAAGCCGCUGCUCGCCAGAUGGUCCGACUGGGAACGCCUGGCAGCAUCUGCAUGAUUGCCAGCAUGAGCGGCACCGUUGCCAACCGUGGCAUGUUUGCUCCAGUAUACAACGCCUCCAAGGCCGCCGUUAUGCAGCUGGCCCGAAGCUUGGCUGCUGAGUGGGGCCAGUAUGGCAUCCGCGUCAACACUCUCUCUCCCGGAUACAUCCUGACGCAGAUGCUGCUGAACCUGUUCGAUGACUACCCCGAGCGAAAGGAGCAGUGGCCCAAGGAGAACAUGCUUCAGCGAUUCAGCGUCCCCAAGGAAUAUCGCGGUGCCGCCGUAUUUCUGCUCAGCGACGCCAGCAGCUUCAUGACAGGAAGCGAUCUCCGUAUUGACGGUGGACAUUCUGCUUGGUAAUCGGCAAAAGCAACUUUUGGCGUCAAAUGAAAUAGAGCAUAUAAAGGCUGGCAGGCACUUGAUUGCGGCUUUGAUCUGGUGCGCAUGACGAAAUAGGGAAAGGGGGGAAGAGGGAUAAAAAGGGAUGGUGAAUUCCCAUAAUAUCCGUUUUUUUUUGUAAUUGUUUGCAUGUUUGGAGUUGGGCAUAGGUAGAAAAGAAAUUUCAUGUUGCAAUCUCGACAUCAGCUCGUCGCACUAUUAAUUCGCGGGAAUGUGUGUCAAAACGCCUGCGGG
Molecule: messenger RNA, 1335 nt
Organism: Trichoderma atroviride IMI 206040
Lineage: Eukaryota; Fungi; Ascomycota; Sordariomycetes; Hypocreales; Hypocreaceae
Cellular component (GO): intracellular anatomical structure
Molecular function (GO): oxidoreductase activity, acting on NAD(P)H, oxygen as acceptor
Source: RefSeq, a predicted model, not a curated record